AUGGCAAUUUUUUAUAAUAAAAAUUUAAAUUCAGAUAAAUAUAAUUUAUAUUCUACUGAUAUAAAUAAGCAAAGAAUGAAGUGUAGAAUACAUUUUAGGUUUUUUAUUUUUAUUUUUAUUUCCUUAUGUUUAUAUGUAAUUUCUUUAUUAAAUAUACAUGAAGAGAAUAUAGUUCCAUCCACAAAAUAUAUUGAAAUAUUAUCACGAAAUUUAUCUGAAUUUGAAAAUGAAAAUAAUAAUAAUAAUAAUAAAUAAAGAAAUAAUACAAUGAGUCAUUUGGAUGAAACAAAUGAGAGUUCCAAAAAUUCAAAAAAUAAUAACCAGGUUCACAUUACAAAUAAACUCUACAAUGAUAUGUCAAAAAAGUUAACAAAAAAGAAAUUAUUUGAUAUCCUAAAUUCAUUAGACGAAUGUCCUCCAAAAAAUGAUCUUAUAAAUAUAUGGUAUCACACACUUCGUCUGGGAAACGGUUUUGGGAAUAUAAUAAUAGCGUUAAAGUUAUAAAAAGAAAAAGCGUUAGAAAAUGAUUGUUGUCUUGUGUGUUGUUGCCCUACAACUAAAGUUGAAGAUACAAGUAUAUGUACAGAAACUCAUUUUGCAUUUUAUAGAACUGUAUCCAAAGAAAUAAUUGAAUACAGUAAUAAGUAUUUUAUUUUAAUUAGUGUUGAUCAUACACUUGAAGAUAUAAUAGAUUUUAUUUAUUCAUUCUUAGAAAAUUUUAAGACAUUAAAAAAAGAAUUAUAUAAAAAACACAAAAAGGAACUUCUACGAACCAACUACAAAUGCCAUUAUUAA
Plasmodium gaboni is the source of this 795-nucleotide messenger RNA. NCBI's taxonomy places the organism in Eukaryota, Apicomplexa, Aconoidasida, Haemosporida, Plasmodiidae. The record is from the annotation of a RefSeq genome assembly.